AAAAAAAAAAAAAAAAAAAAACAAAUUUUUCCUUGAAGUAAUAAAUGUUCUAGUACAACAUCCUCUAUUCUUGUACUGUUGUACGUCAUAUCAAAAUGUACUACUCUUCUCCCCGAAUAUUGUACUACGUACAUAGCUUAUAGACCAACCCAUUCAAAACAACAAAAUUCACAAAGAUCACAAUUUUGGAACGAUCACUAUUUCCCGAACAAAAAAAAAACAAAGAAAACCCCUCAGAAAAUCUUCCAAAUUCUCCAACAACAAACAACAAAUCACCCCCAAAUUCCAAUCUCUCCCCUCCAAAAUUCAAGAUGAUGCACAUGACUUUCUACUGGGGUACAAAAAUGGUGUUACUCUUCGAUUUCUGGAAAACCGAUUCAUGGCUAAGUUACUCACUCGCUCUCUUAUUCUGCUUCCUCUUCUCCGUCUUCUACCAAUACAUGGAAGAUCGCCGAUUAUGUGUUUUAACCAUCGGUAUCGUCCCACCACCUUCGGAUCAGCCGUCAACGCCGUUUCUCCACCCUCGACUUGGAACUCGAUUGAGUAAAUCGGCUCGAUUUGCGACGGCCGUGCUGUUUGGCGUCAACUCGGCAAUUGGGUAUGUUUUGAUGUUGGCUGUGAUGUCGUAUAAUGGUGGUGUGUUUAUUGCUAUUGCUUUGGGGCUUGCUGUUGGGUAUUUCUUGUUCCGUGCUAAGGAGUAUGAAGCUUUGAUUGUUGAAGAUGCUUGUGCUUGUUCUUGAUUGGAAAUUUCUAUUUUGUGAUGUUGUAAUUUUAUUUUUUGUUUUCUGAUUUUACUUGUAAUUUAUGGUUGUUUAUAUUUUGGUGAAUUUGAUGGAAUUAUUGGAAUUUGUAUAUCGAUUGGUUUGGGUGAAUUUGAUCAAUUGGAAUUUUUAUUGAUUUA
Molecule: messenger RNA, 901 nt
Organism: Chenopodium quinoa (quinoa)
Lineage: Eukaryota; Viridiplantae; Streptophyta; Magnoliopsida; Caryophyllales; Amaranthaceae
Product: copper transporter 5-like
Exons: 1
Coding region: 312-740 (142 amino acids)
Biological process (GO): copper ion transmembrane transport; intracellular copper ion homeostasis
Cellular component (GO): plasma membrane
Molecular function (GO): copper ion transmembrane transporter activity
Source: RefSeq, a predicted model, not a curated record